AUGCCGCCGCCCGCAAACGACUCCAAUCCCAUACAGCAACCUCCGACCAAGCUAUCAGGAGCCCCGCCAUCACCAGAGGACCAGGAGCGGUUAGAGAGGAGACUCAAUGCUAUACUCGAGGAUCAAAUGGCUAUCAAACGAGCCGCAGAAACUUCAGUGGCCGCAUUGCAAGAACCGCCCGCUCCCACAAUUCAACAGCCUCCUCCAAAAGAAUCGGAACCACCCACAAAGGAUGAGCCCUUGGAUAAUAUCGCUCGCGUACCGGACGAACACCUGCCUUCGCAUCAAGAGAAGCAGCGAUGGAGCCUCUCAAAACGCUUCUCCAAUGCCAUGGAUGAGCUGCUACCGAAGCUUGCCGUCGUCACACAAAAGGUCAAUACAUAUACUGGAACCGACUACUCUGGCGUCGAGGCACUCAGGAGGGAGAUCAAAGAGCAGGAGAAACUUGUCAAGGCCCGCCGUUUAGCCAUCGACUCCGCUAAACAAGCCCUCGACACCGCCCUCGCCCACCAAGCUACCUCGCAAAAAGAAGUUGUCGCUCUCCUGGAGCGUAAACAUUCAUGGUCAAAUGGCGACCUUGAACGCUACAUGGCCCUCAUUCGCUCCGAACACAUCAAUGAUCAAGCCGUUCGGGAAGCCAAGGACGCCGUCGCAAACGCCGAAAAUGCUUUGGAAGACGCGCGAGCACAACUGGAAAAGCGGGAACGUGCACAAUACCACGAAGAGCAGAUCUGGAGCGACACCAUCCGAAGGAACAGUACUUGGGUCACGUUUGGCCUCAUGGGUGUCAAUAUCUUCCUGUUGCUAUUGAGUUUGGCAAUCUUGGAGCCGUGGCGAAGGAGGAGGAUGGUCAGGGAAAUCAAGAAGGCUUUGGAGGCGCAGCAUCAGAUUGCUAUGGAUGCUGCAGCGUCAUCGGCUGCUGCUACUGCACUUGUGCCCAUGUCAGCCACGCAAGGUCUAACAGCAAUUGAGCAAGACAUCGACAGGGUUGUUGAUCGUACAGACGCACCUGUCAAGGCACCGCUCGUGGUUGCCGAGGAGGUCGUUGAAGAGUCCCCAACAGCGGGAACAACCAUCGUGUCGUCGGUCGAACCUGAACUCGUUCCCGAAGUCGUCCAGGAAUCCGCUGUAACUGUUGAAGCUGAGGCUCUUGUCCCUGAAGAAGAGACCCUGACACCAGAGGAACGCGUUACCAUUGCCGAAGAAAUCUCGUCAUCUCACACCACUCCCCCCUCCAAACUAGAAAGCUGGCAGCAAAAGGCGAGCUUCAUAGCACAUGACAUUGUUAGCGAUCGCGUCAUUUCAAUGCGGCGGAUCGACUAUACCAGCGCCAUCCUCCAAGGCGCUGCGGCUGGGGCUGUCAUCACAGCGAGCAUCAUUGCUAUGCUGAGGCCGAAUUGA
Molecule: messenger RNA, 1401 nt
Organism: Alternaria burnsii
Lineage: Eukaryota; Fungi; Ascomycota; Dothideomycetes; Pleosporales; Pleosporaceae
Product: mitochondrion biogenesis protein
Exons: 2
Coding region: 1-1401 (466 amino acids)
Biological process (GO): inner mitochondrial membrane organization
Cellular component (GO): mitochondrial inner membrane
Source: RefSeq, a predicted model, not a curated record